Molecule: messenger RNA, 570 nt
Organism: Monosiga brevicollis MX1
Lineage: Eukaryota; Choanoflagellata; Craspedida; Salpingoecidae
Exons: 3
Coding region: 1-531 (176 amino acids)
Biological process (GO): sulfation
Cellular component (GO): cytoplasm
Molecular function (GO): sulfotransferase activity
Source: RefSeq, a predicted model, not a curated record
AUGAGCACCCCCCGACUCAUCAUCAUCACGCGCAACCCCAAGGACACCGCCGUCUCCCUCUUUCACCACAUGCGCAACAAGAAAUCCUUUGAUUUCGAAGGCACAUGGGACGAUUUUUUCGCCAUGAUGAAGCAGGAAACCGUCGAGAGCAGCAACUUCUUCAAGUGGCAUGCACCCUAUUGGAAGGCUUAUCGGGAGGGCCGCAUCAACGCCCUAUGGCUGCACUACGAAUGGGUCACGGAGCAUUUGGAGGAAGCCGUGGCCAAGGUGGCCGCCUUUGUCGACAAAGAUUUGCCCUCGGAAACCGUGAAGAAGAUUGCCUCGGCCUGCACGCUCGACUCGAUGAAGGCCAACCCCAAAGCCGAUUGCUCUUGGAUCUCUGGCAAACAAGGCGAUGCCAAGCACUUGCGCAAGGGCGGCAAGGGCGGAUGGAUGGAUGUGUUUACCAAUGAACAAAACCAGGAGAUGAACGGCUGGAUCCAGACCUGGGCUACCCUUAUGCCCGAUCUCGACUGGGACUAUGGCGUGUAGAUGUCACCUACUUGCUCCAAUUGUACCCAGUUUCUGGUU